AUGUCCAAAAAUGAAAUUAGUAUAAUUCCACCACUAGAUUUAGGUGGAAUUAAAUUGAAAGAUGGUGAUGAAGAAAUAAUAACAACAGCACCAUUGGAAUUUAGUUUAUCACCAAGAUCGUCUUUUCCUGCGAAACCAUCGAUAAAUGAAUCACCAAGAAGUAUACUCUUGGCAACACAGAGAAUCCGAGCAUAUUCGACUCCAUCGAAAUUCGUGUCACUGAAUAGAUCUAGAAAUAGCUCAUUGACACCUCCUCUCUCACCACCAACAGCCAUCACCUAUACAAAAUCACCAGAGAACAGACAUAGAGCACGCACUGAAGGUUCCACUCUACCGACACCCAUCGAUGGAGAUUUCUUUUGCCCUGACAGUCCAUUAGGUUCACCACUAAUAAGAAAAAGAACAGAGAAAAAAGAUAAAGAUGAUUUUAUAUUAAAUGAAAAGUUAGAUGAUACUGAUGAUGCAAUUAGUAUUCCUUACAACUUUAAACAUUUGAAGCAUGUAGAUAAGGAAAACAAGAGAAUAGUAGAUGAACAAUUCAUUCUGGAAAAGAUACCCAAUGGAAAAGAAGGAUGGUUGGGAAAGAAAAGUGGAAAAUCAAAUAAGACUUUCUGGGCUGUUGUAUAUAUGGGUGAAUUGAAACUAUAUAAAACUAAUACAAAAGAUAAAUUGAAAUAUUCAUUGAUUCUAUAUCAAUGUAAAUUAAUAUGUAAACAACAGACACCUUUGGAGCUAAGUUUAGAAUCUACCAAUGGAAAAGAUGUUAUUACACUAAUUGGGUCAGAAGUAAAGGAGAUGGAUGAGUGGAAAUCUGUUCUUUUGGAUGAUGGUGCCAUUUCCAAUGAGAUAUCGGAACUACAGAGAAUUAGAAUGGAACGUUCAAUAAUGAAAGAGAAGCAUACAAAGAAGCAACAAGAGGAUGACUAUGUGAGAUCAGAGAAGUUAAGACGUUCAGAAGGAAAGAGAUCAAGUAUAAAUGUAAAUCAUCCUUUUCAAGAUAAUGAGCUACUGGUAAUGUCUUGGAGUAUUACGUCGGAACUAUUUUAUAUCAAUGAUAACAGCAAUAACAAAAAGAAGCAAUCAUUUAGAAUUAAAGUAUCUAUCGGUCAAUUCGAAUGGAAUAUAAUUAGAGAAACAAGUAAUAUUAUUAAAUAUUAUAAAAAAUUAAUAGAAUUAUUACCAAAUUUAAAAGGAUCAAUAUAUGAUAAUAGUAACAAUAGUAGUAAUAGUAGUUUAAAAAAUAAUGAAUUAUUGGUAGAGAAUAUAGAUAUAUUCCUAAGAUUAUUAGUCAACAACAGAGAAAUCGUCAUGCGUGAUAAAAUUCAUAGAAAAUCAUUUCUCAAAUUCAUUCUUCCACUCUAUUGGCAAGAUGAGAAACCAAAUGAUUUUGUAUUACCUUUUAUUAUUUAA
Molecule: messenger RNA, 1410 nt
Organism: Heterostelium album PN500
Lineage: Eukaryota; Evosea; Eumycetozoa; Acytosteliales; Acytosteliaceae
Exons: 4
Coding region: 1-1410 (469 amino acids)
Source: RefSeq, a predicted model, not a curated record